AUGGCUUCGAAGAUCGCCGUCAUUGGAGCCGUCAAUGGCAGGUUCACGGAGGUCUUCGAGAAGCUUGCGGCACACCAAGCGAAACAAAAGUUUGCCUUUGCGAUCGUAGCUGGCCAUCUGUGUGCCAAUCCGGAGAGCGCAACUGAACAGGAGGCUUGCGAAAUCGACAAACUUCUAGAAGGCAAGAUCAAUGUCCCACUACCUACGUACUUCUCCCUUGGAAGGCAAGCUUUACCGGCGAAGGCUGUCAAGGCUCUAGAGGAGAAUGCGGGGCAGUUGUGCGACAAUCUGAGUGUCCUUGGGCGAACGGUGUCGAUCAAGACAUCGGAAGGGUUUCGCGUGGUGGCUGUUGGUGGCGCUCACGCCGAGACGAACGAGGCCGGCGAGUAUGCCGCGAGCUACACAGAUGACGAUGCGGAAACUCUCAGCAAGACUGCUGUGGAUGUCGACAUUUUGGUCACGAGCGAGUGGCCGGCGCACAUCCGGGAUGGUUCCAGGGUCAAUGGUGAAGGUCCGUCGACUGCCGCCUCCGAAAGCAUAUCCGGUCUAUGCACUGCAGCCAAGCCAAAGUACCACUUUUCGGCAUCAAGCACCUUCUACGAGCGCGAACCCUUCUUCCACGAUGGGCCAUCUCCAAUGUCUGUCACCCGCUUCAUCAGUCUUGCACCAUUUGGCAACGCGGGCAAGCAGAAGUGGAUCUACGCUUUCUCACUUGAAUCGUCUGCUCAGCCGCCCGAGAGGCUACCUGAUGGUUGUACGGCCUCGCCAUUCACCGGUACUAGGAAGCGUAAGCUCGAGUCUCAGCAAGCCGACUACAACAGCUUCCGCUAUUCCAACGGCAAUGGUAACGGUGGUAGUCAUUUGCGAGAGAACUAUUCGCACAAGCGUCGACGCCAGCCGCCACCAACUCCAGACAAGUGCUACUUCUGUCUUUCGAAUCCUGCCUGCGAGACACACAUGAUCGGAUCAAUCGGCGAGAACGUCUACCUCACAACCGCUAAGGGUCCACUCACGACCAAGCAAACAUACUCAGAGAUUGACUUCCCCGGCCACAUGCUACUGAUACCGUUGGAGCAUGCACCCACGAUGGGCGCCAUUGCGGACAAGGAGACUCGACAGGCUGCCGUGACCGAGAUGCAACGCUACCGCAGCUCAUUGCAGAACAUGCUAGCCGAGAAGUCGAAAGGAGAAGAUGGCCGGGCGAAGCUGGGUGCAGUAUGCUGGGAGAUUAGCCGUAACACUGGCAUUCAUCUGCACUGGCAGUUCUUGCCCGUCCCAGUCGACAUGAUCCAACGUGGGCUGGUGGAAGCGGCAUUCGACGUUGAAGCGGAAAAUAACGACUACCCGAAGUUUGUGAAGAAGAUCUCGGAAAUGGAGGAGAUUGAGGAGGGGAACUUCUUCAAGGUCAUGAUCUGGUCAGAAAGUUUGCGCAAAGACAUGGUGAUGUCGCUGGAUGGCGAUUUCAGGUUUGACUUGCAGUUCGGGAGGAAGGCAAUGGCUAAGUUGCUGGGGCUAGAGGGGAGAACGGACUGGAAGAGCUGUUCUCAGAGCAAGGUGGAGGAGAGCGCAGAGGCGAACCUGUUCAAGGAGGCAUUCAAGGCGCAUGACUUCAAUCUUGAGUAA
This is a messenger RNA of Recurvomyces mirabilis, 1623 nucleotides long. RefSeq lists its product as uncharacterized. The record is from RefSeq and is a predicted model, not a curated record. The transcript has 2 exons. Lineage: Eukaryota; Fungi; Ascomycota; Dothideomycetes; Mycosphaerellales; Teratosphaeriaceae. Gene Ontology annotation, biological process: mRNA splicing, via spliceosome. Gene Ontology annotation, cellular component: post-mRNA release spliceosomal complex. The coding region runs from base 1 to 1623 and encodes 540 amino acids. Gene Ontology annotation, molecular function: RNA lariat debranching enzyme activator activity.